Molecule: messenger RNA, 1812 nt
Organism: Triticum dicoccoides
Lineage: Eukaryota; Viridiplantae; Streptophyta; Magnoliopsida; Poales; Poaceae
Product: S-locus-specific glycoprotein S13-like
Exons: 3
Coding region: 508-1812 (434 amino acids)
Biological process (GO): recognition of pollen
Source: RefSeq, a predicted model, not a curated record
CUGGCAACUGUUGACGCGAGUCGCGCCCCAUCCUGCCCCCCGCUGUGGCCGCUGCUUCUGCUGCCGCCGGCGGUGGCUAAGCCAGUUAAUGACGUCACCGCCGCCUUUAUCUUCUCAGCCUUACCUGUGCCUCCCCGGCGAACCAGUCCGGCACUCCAUCGCGCUGUCGUGGCCAUCCCCCGCUGAUUUCCCUUGGCCCUCCGGCCGCGCGCCGUCGCCGGCAGCGAUGGGCCCGCCACGCUUACCGCCGGUAUACUAGUCGCUCGGGUUGGUGCGCCACACUCCCCUACGCCGUCGGCGUCAGCCACCACCGUCACCACGAGCCACUCCGCCGGAGCUCCACCUGAAGAAGUCAGAGCAGCGUUUCCCUCCACACAGAAGACCGAGGCUCCGAUCAAGCAAUCGAUCCCUAUGCAUCUUCUUGGCUGCUCCCUCUGAAAAAAAAUCCCCUUCAUUUGAUCUUCACAGCACAGGCAUGAGGCAUAUGCGAGAGGAGGCUGAAUAGGUAUGGCUCCCCUCCAAGUUUUUCUCCUCCUGUCACUGAUUUGUCUCUGCAAAUCCGACGACCGCCUUACUCCUGCAAAGCCGCUCUCCGCCGGCAGCAAGCUCGUCUCAGACAAUGGUGUCUUUGCUCUCGGCUUCUUCUCCCCAAAGAACUCAACUGCAGACUCAUAUGUCGGCAUAUGGUACAACAACAUCCCCGAGCGUACAUAUGUGUGGGUUGCUAACCACGACAACCCGAUCACCAACGCUUCUCCUGGGAAGCUGGUCGUGACCAACAACUCCGACCUCGUCCUGUCUGACUCCCAAGGCCGCGCUCUUUGGACAACCAUGAACAACUUCACAUCCGGAACCACCGGAACCGCUGUUGUACUGCUCGACUCCGGAAACUUGGUCAUCCAGUUGCCCAAUGGUACAGACCUAUGGCAGAGCUUCCAUCACCCAACUGACACCAUCCUCCCCGGCAUGCCUUUACCACUGAGUGCAAAUGAUGAUCUCUACACUCGCCUUGUUGCUUGGAGGGGCCCUGAUGACCCAGCCACCAGCGACUACUCCAUGGGCGGUGACCCUAGUUCGGACCUCCAGGUUGUCAUCUGGAAUGGGACGAGACCGUAUUGGCGCAGAUCUGCGUGGAAUGGUGAAUUGGUCACUGCCUCGUAUCAAGGUAGCACUGGCUUCAUCAUGACCCUAAGAAUUGUCUACAGAGGGGAUAAGUUAUACAUGACAUUCACCGUCUCCGAUGACUCGCCAAGCAUGCGAAUGGUGCUGCACUACACGGGCGUGUUUAGGUUUCUGGCGUGGAACAGCAACUCGUCAUCAUGGGAGGUUUUCACAGAGCAGCCAAGUCCUAGUUGUGACCAAUAUGCCUAUUGCGGACCAUUUGGCUACUGUGAUGCCACUGAAACAGUUCCAAAAUGCAACUGCUUCAGUGGGUUUGAGCCUAAUGGUGUUAACUUCUCCAGAGGGUGUCGGAGAAAGGAGGAUCUGAAAUGUGGUGGUGGCGAUAAUUUCUUGACCUUCAGAGGUAUGAAGAUACCCGAUAAGUUCGUGUAUGUCAGGAACAGAGGCAUCGACCAAUGCAGAGCAGAAUGCAGCCGUAAUUGCGAUUGCACUGCGUAUGCUUAUGCUAACCUGCAAAAUGGCAGCACGUCUGAUGACAUGUCAAGGUGCUUGAUUUGGUUGGGGGAGCUUGUCGACACGGGAAAGUUUCGUGAUGGCGAGAACCUGUACCUCCAUAUAGCCAGUUCAACAGUUGAGAAACAGAGUAAUGUAUCGAAGAUUGUACUCCCAGAAAUGGCUAGAUGCGGUUAG